AUGCGCGCAAAAGCUUCCCAAGCAGGCUCAAGUGUCUACGUUCCUCCUCAGCAUCGUGAGGGCGCCAUCAUAUCUGAUUCAUUCAUCGAGUCCAAAAAAGAUAAACGAACAAUUAAACAUUCUGCCUUCGUUAAUCGUAUUGAAAAAGCCAAUUCCAAACCCCUCAAGCGCAGACGCCCAAACAAGAAAUUGGUUACCACAUUAGAGAGUCUCGCAGAUGCAUUGCCUGAUUUUGAAGGCGAGGGUCUGGAGAAGAUCAGUAGGGGAGAGAGUGGAAAGAUAAAGCAAAAGAGUUUGAAAAGUCGACCUGGAGCAACGAAGAAGAGAGAGAAGUUGGAGGCCAUGGAGAGGGAGAGAUUUGGAAAGAAUAUGGCACAAUUGGUUGGAGUUGCGGAGGAGAAGCCUAAGGAUGGCAGUGCCGUGGAUGGUCAAGCAGUGCCAGCUGUCUCAGGAACUGCGAGUAGAUGGGCUGCGUUGAGAGGGUUUAUUUCGCAAACCAUGGAGCAGAAAGAGGAGUUCAAAAAGGCUUAA
Molecule: messenger RNA, 531 nt
Organism: Sclerotinia sclerotiorum 1980 UF-70
Lineage: Eukaryota; Fungi; Ascomycota; Leotiomycetes; Helotiales; Sclerotiniaceae
Exons: 1
Coding region: 1-531 (176 amino acids)
Biological process (GO): maturation of SSU-rRNA from tricistronic rRNA transcript (SSU-rRNA, 5.8S rRNA, LSU-rRNA)
Cellular component (GO): preribosome, small subunit precursor; 90S preribosome; nucleolus
Source: RefSeq, a predicted model, not a curated record